Racocetra persica is the source of this 481-nucleotide messenger RNA. The record is from the annotation of a GenBank genome assembly. NCBI's taxonomy places the organism in Eukaryota, Fungi, Glomeromycota, Glomeromycetes, Diversisporales, Gigasporaceae.
UCGAGAAUGGGUUCUGUCUGCUUUUUCGAAACUGUCUGGAGACUGUUUGAUGGAUUCAUUUAAAGCCUUAAAAGUACCAAAUAUUCAAAGUAUUGCACCAGAUGCAGAAAUAGGGUAUAUACUUGAAGUUGAUUUAGAAGCCCCAGUGCACUUGCAUGAUUACUUUGCAGAUUAUUCUUUAGCGUCGGAAAAGCAAAUAAUACCAGAAAACUGGCUUAGUCUAUAUAUGAAAUAUUACGCUCUCAAGUUUAGGCAGUCUCCGUGGAUGAAGGAAUAUAUUGAGGAAAAUAUUCGUAAACGCAAAAUAGCCAAGGCAAAUGGGGAUAAGUUUGGGGUCAUGUAUUAUAAGCUAAAAAAUAAUGCAGUCUUCGGUAAGCAGAUGAAGAAUAUCCAUAAACAUAUGAGAGUAGAAUUACUCCGAACAGAAGAGGAUAAAAAAAUCAGACGUCUAGCAAGUUCGCCAUUAUUUGAGGAAUUAUAG